AUGAUUUAACUGUCUUCUGUAGAGAGAACAACUAUGAUAGAGUUAUUUUCUACAUUUUUUGAUCGCUUGAGUUCUCAUAAUCCCUAAAGAGAGUAAAUGCUAAAAUCAUUAUACUAAUUUAAAGCAUUACUAUAUGCAAACGAUUCUGGAAUAGAAAAAUAUUUACAUGAUCUAUAAGGAUAAAAAUCUCCACUUAAAAGAGAUAAUUCAUAAACUAAGAAAUCUAGUAGUGUUAGAAAAGAACAAGAACCAAUUAUGCGUCAUCCAAAACGAAAAACAUUAGGAUGUGGACAUGAAAUUGAUGUUGUAGACUCUUCAGGAGAAUGUCUUGUAUGUACAACAUAAUCAGUAAAUUUUAUAUUAAAAAUAGCCUUUUGAUGAAUUUAAAUCUAAAUGUGUAAAUGUCUUUAAAGCACUCUAAUCCUUAGACAAUGAUGAUUUCUUUAGAGUUUUACAAUAAUUAGAUGUAAAUCAAUAAACUUUAACAUUAGGACCCUUUAACUAUCUCUCUUUCUAAAUAAAGAUGCCAAUCCUCUACAGGUGAAUUAUUUAAAGACCCUAUGAAUUAUUCUAGAAUGGCAUUAGCAGAAUAGCAAACCAACAUUCAAUAGAUUAUAAGAAAAUGUCUUCGAUGUAAUAAGGAUAUCUAAAAUCAUGAUUCUAAAAAUAUUAGUUACUUUUGUAAUUCAUGUAAAAACUUUUGA
Molecule: messenger RNA, 704 nt
Organism: Paramecium pentaurelia
Lineage: Eukaryota; Ciliophora; Oligohymenophorea; Peniculida; Parameciidae
Source: the annotation of a GenBank genome assembly